AUGGCUCUGGUCAAUGGCUCCGUUCCGCGAUGGGUUGCGGAUUUGCAGUCUCCUCCGGCCGCAAAGUCCAAGGUCUCAGGCAUCUCCGACCCCCCCCGGCUACCCAUCGCAAAGCAGAAGGAUCAAAAGUUCCAGCCUCAGCCCCGCAAGCAGCAGUCGCCCGAGGAGAUGGACACGUUGAAGGUCAAGAAGGCAUGGGAAGUCGCCCUCGCCCCGGUCAAGAACCUGCCCAUGACGGCCAUCAUGAUGUACAUGUCGGGCAACUCGUUGCAGAUCUUCAGCAUUAUGAUGGUCUUCAUGGCUUUCAAGAACCCUCUUGUCGGUCUCACUGCGGUCAAUCAGGCGUUUGAGAGGUUCGAGUCGGAGACGAACAAGGGCAAGAUGCUCCAGGUCAAGCUGGCAUACGUUGCUAUGCAAUUUGUUGCGCUGGGCUUGGCUGUGUGGAAGGUCAACUCGAUGGGACUGUUACCGACAACGCGAUCAGAUUGGCUGGCUUGGGAGGUCCGCAGAGAGCCCCUGGAAUUCUCAGUGCCCGCGUUAUAG
Molecule: messenger RNA, 543 nt
Organism: Colletotrichum aenigma
Lineage: Eukaryota; Fungi; Ascomycota; Sordariomycetes; Glomerellales; Glomerellaceae
Product: ER membrane protein complex subunit 4
Exons: 3
Coding region: 1-543 (180 amino acids)
Biological process (GO): protein folding in endoplasmic reticulum
Cellular component (GO): EMC complex
Source: RefSeq, a predicted model, not a curated record